This is a messenger RNA of Cheilinus undulatus (humphead wrasse), 7749 nucleotides long. RefSeq names its product patatin-like phospholipase domain containing 6 (gene pnpla6). Gene Ontology annotation, molecular function: phosphatidylcholine lysophospholipase A1 activity. The record is from RefSeq and is a predicted model, not a curated record. Bases 2091 to 6137 code for a protein of 1348 amino acids. The transcript is spliced from 37 exons. Lineage: Eukaryota; Metazoa; Chordata; Actinopteri; Labriformes; Labridae. Gene Ontology annotation, biological process: phosphatidylcholine metabolic process. Gene Ontology annotation, cellular component: endoplasmic reticulum.
UGACGAUUGACGGGAGUCCAUCAGCUCAGCUAAACAUCCUUGUAGUGGGCAGCAUGGAAAAAAAGAGGGCUUUUAUGGUGAUAUCCUUCCUCAAAUGCUCUGGCCAUUAACCGUGAGAUGCUUGCUUGUGUACAGGCUUUGUCAUGCAAGUGCAGCAGACUACUUUGUAUGCAGCAAACCUCAAGUCUCUGUUGUUAUUGUUGUAGUUAGCAAGGCUGUUUUCCCUCCUGCCUUACUCUCAGCUGGAGUAGUCAGGGCAGAAGUGAGAAAUCACUGGACCGUCUGUGAGCUAAGCUAGCAUAGCUGUUUAUUUGUCUGUAGACGGUGAAUAAGCUUGUUGUCCCAGCUACAGCACAUACGCCUGCGUCAGCUGAAUCAGUCCAGACUGGCAGAUGUGGGCAGAGAGGUUGUCGGCCUGGGUGAACUUUAGGCAUUCUAGCUUCAGUGCUGUGGCUUAGAUACCAGCAACAAAGGAUUCUGGGUGUACUGGGCUGAUGGUUGGAUGGCUGUUCAAAGCUUUAACAUAGGUAGGCAGUGAAGUUUUCUAGAAGCAUCUUUUUAUUAUUUUCAAUAAAUUCAAGUUUGAGCCUCUAGAUGAGUUAUUUAUUGGCAGGACGUUGCAGAUUUAGUGCAGCAAGUUGAAGCAGAAAUACUGUAACUGUUAAUAUAGAAGUUGCACUUUUUUUUUCCUGUAACAGCUGUCCUUUAACAUCACUUCAUUCACACAAAAUAACACAAAGACUGUGAUUGUCAUGUUUUAAACUGCUGUGUUAUGCAAGUGAAAAUCAAACUAUGUUUUGAUAACAUGGCCACAUAAAUAAAGACUAGGCACCCAAAAGUAAUUUUUUUUUUUGGAUUAUCCAAAACACUGUCCACACUAUCUUAAUUGCACAGAUCUAUUGGUGCAUUAUUUUUGUGCCAUGUUUGCUAGUGUAUUAUUUAUACAAUGAUAACAUUGUAGAAGAUAAUUAAUUUCUCUUCGAAACACCUGUCUCAAGAAACAGAUGCCAUGGUACCUUUUAAUGCCAUGGAUUGUUAAAGUUGCAAAUAUUGUAUUAGCAAGUUAAGGUAGUUUUGAAAUGAUGACCACAUUUAAAAUGACAUACUAAAAGACUUUAAUGCUUUAAUGUGAAGACAAAUGACAUUUACAGGAGAAAUAUUAAAAUUUUAUUGUGCUGCUAUCAUUGUUCACUCCUACAUCUCAAACAGUGGUGGUGGUAGAAAUGAUUUGGGACAGCCAAGGGAUUCCUGUAUUCUGAGGUGCCUUUAUAGAGAUGGAUAUAACAAGAGGUGUUGCCAUUGUUCUUUUUCUGUCUAGACUUCUUCUAAGCCAGAAUCUGUGAACAGGAGGAUCUGGAGACACAGAUAUGCCUCUAACAAAAAGACUCUGGGUGCCCCACCCCUGUGACUGCUAACUGCUAAUCUGCAGAAUAAAAAACAGCCAUGGCUAUUCUCUUCAUGUUUAUGCAUCACUCUCUGAUCAUUUAUGCUUCUUCCUAUGCACCUUAUACUUUCCAAAUACUCUGUUGUCUAUUAACUAAAAUAAACACAUCUAGGUUGUAAAAUUCAUUGUGGAAAUUUCCUUUAACACAGAGUAGAGCUAGCCAUCUGGAGAGGUUCUUAUCAGCUGUUAGUGUGAUUGUGGCUGGGACAAAGCCUGACCCACUGUCCUCUGCAGUGUGCAGCUGUAGGAUGCAAUAGUUUGAUCCUUCUGGUGCUUGAUAAGAGUUUAGAAAGAGAGAUUGAGUCCGGUUGAACCAGGCUGAUGAGAAGACAAACCGUUCAUGUUAAAACUGCUGCCCUGAGGCAAGGCUGUUUGCUUUUGCACUUUAUCUUCUUCUGCCACUUUCACUCAUUUCUCUUAGCUGGUUUUCACAAAGAGCAAUGGCAGUGGUUUUGUGUGUAUAGUAACGAUACAAAUUUCUGUAAUUUUGUUUUCUGUGGAAAAGAGAGAAAAACCUCAUAAGCCAGAAGUCAGACAGCAGCCAUGUAGAAGCUGGCAUCCUUCCAAAGAGGCUACUGAAAUGUCAGAACAGUGAUCACAUUUCUUGGCCGUUGAUGGACAAUCCCUAUGAAGAAACAGGGCUACAAUGGGACAGAGUACCUCGGAACAAGAGGUCCCCGAAGAGAACCCCGAGGACGGGUUUAAUAACUUCAAGUCCUUUGUGGAGGAGGAACUACAGACGAGCAUGAUGGUGGGGAUGGUGAUUGGUGCCGGCAUCGCCAUAGUCCUCAUCGCCAUCCUCAUCUUCUUCAUCUUGCGAAGAAUUCAGCUUCGAAACUUAGAAGCUCAGGAGGCCCCUAAAUAUCGCUUUCGCAAGAGGGAUAAAGUCAUGUUCUAUGGGCGAAAGAUAAUGCGUAAAGUCUCUCAGUCUACCUCUUCCCUGGUGGGUACUUCCUCAUCGUCUCGACCACGCUUGAAGAAGAAGCAGAAGAUGCUAAACAUUGCCAAAAAGAUCCUGCGCUUUAAGAAGGAGGUGCCCACCCUACAGGCCAAGGAGCCACCUCCCUCAGUGCUGGAGGCCGACCUCACUGAGUUUGAUGUGGCCAACUCCCACCUCCCCUCUGAGGUGCUCUACAUGCUCAAAAAUGUCCGCGUCCUGGGUCACUUUGAGAAGCCCCUCUUCCUGGAGCUGUGUAAACACAUGGUAUUUGUGCAGUUUCAACAAGGGGAGUACGUCUUCAGGCCAGGCCAACCUGACAGCAGCAUCUACGUGGUCCAGGAUGGAAAACUAGAAUUGUGCCUUACUGGAACAGAUGGUAAAGAAAGUGUGGUAAAGGAGGUUUACCCAGGAGACAGUGUCCAUAGCCUCCUCAGCAUCCUGGAUGUCAUCACAGGCCACCAGAAGCCUUACAGAACUGUGUCAGCCCGGGCUGCAGAAGUUUCCACUGUUCUCCGUUUGCCUGUAGAAGCCUUCCUUGCUAUAUUUGAGAAGUACCCAGAAAGCCUGGUGCGGGUGGUUCAGAUUAUCAUGGUUCGUCUUCAAAGAGUAACAGUCCUGGCACUGCACAACUAUCUGGGGCUUACCAACGAGCUUUUUAGCCAUGAAAUGCAGCCUUCCCGUCUGCCACCUCCAUCUCCCCACCCGACUCGCACCAGUCCUAUCCGCCAUGGCAAGCGCUUUGGCAGCCUGACAGUGCCUGAGGAGCAUCGGGAAGCCGCUAUAAAGGGAGAAGCUGCAGGAGGGGAACAAGGGAAGGAUGGAGCAACAGUGCCAACUCUUAGCAGAACCAUCUCCAUGCCUGUGGACAUUGCAGGAAUACAAAAAAGUCUGAGGUCAGACUUUGACAUGGCUUAUGAGAGGGGGCGGAUCUCUGUCUCUGCAGAGGAUGGAAACACUCCUCCUACUUUCACCCGGUCUGUAUCUCAGGAGCAGCGAGAAAGGAAGGUGACAGUAGAUGAAAUCCCCUCAGGGAUCUAUCUGUAUCCUGAGGAGGAGUCAGGAGUGGACAAUAUUUUUUCUCCCAUGUCUGGCCGCUCCAGUGCUGCUCUGUUUGAGGAGGCACAGAAAGAAGUCCUGAAACUCAUGAGGAUUGAGGACCCGGCCUUGCUAAGUGGGAAAGUGACUCUGCAUCAUGCAAAAGCCGGAGCUGUCUUAGCCAGGCAGGGAGACCAGGAUGUGAGUCUGCACUUUGUCCUGUCUGGCUGUCUGCAUGUUUAUCAGCGGAUGAUUAACAAGCAGGAGGCUGUCUGCUUGUUUGUCACCCAUCCUGGGGAGAUGGUGGGCCAGCUCGCUGUUCUCACAGGAGAGCCCCUCAUCUUCACCAUCAAGGCAGUCAGAGACUGUACUUAUCUCAAGAUUUCAAAGUCUGAUUUCUAUGAGAUCAUGAGGGAACAGCCCAGUGUGGUGUUGAGCGUGGCUCAUACAGUGGCCAUCCGCAUGUCUGCCUUUGUCCGACAAAUGGACUUUGCUAUUGACUGGAUGGCUGUGGAGGCUGGCAGAGCCCUCUACAGACAAGAGGACCAGUCAGACUGCACCUACAUUGUUCUGAACGGACGUCUACGUUCAGUCAUCCGUAAGACCAAUGGCAAGAAAGAACUUGUGGGGGAAUACGGCAGAGGAGACCUCAUUGGAGUGGUGGAGGCUUUGACCAGACAGCCAAGAGCCACCACUGUCCAUGCUGUGAGAGACACAGAACUGGUCAAACUCCCUGAGGGAACGCUCAACAACAUCAAAAGACGAUAUCCACAGGUGGUGACGAGGUUGAUCCACUUGUUAGGACAGAAGAUUUUGGGUAAUCUACAGCAGGGCCGGGGGCCAUUCUCAGGUUCAGCCUUGAGUCUGCCCAGCAUGACUACCAGUGCUGAUGUCACCAACCCCGCCAGUAACCUCUCCACUGUGGCUGUUCUGCCUGUGUGCGAUGAGGUGCCAGUCAAUGCAUUCAACCUGGAGCUCAGCCAUGCCCUCAGUGCCAUUGGUCCCACUCUUCUCUUGACCAGUGACAUAAUCAGAGAGCGACUAGGUGCUUCUGCUCUGGACAGUAUCCAUGAGUACCGUCUCUCUGGCUGGCUGGCCCAGCAGGAGGAUAUUAAUCGGAUUGUCCUAUACCAGACGGACAACAGCAUGACACCAUGGACUCAGCGCUGCAUCCGCCAGGCUGACUGUAUCCUCAUCGUUGGCCUGGGCGACCAAGAACCUGCCCUGGGAGAGUUGGAGCAGAUGCUGGAGAACACAGCAGUCCGAGCACUGAAGCAGCUGGUCCUUCUGCACAAAGAGGAUGGGCCGGGCCCCUCCAGGACGGUCGAGUGGCUUAAUAUGCGUAGUUGGUGCUCUGGGCAUCUGCACCUCAAGUGUCCUCGGAGGGUUUUCUCCAGACGCAGCCCAAGCAAACUAAGGGAGGUGUAUGAGAAGGUGUUUGAGAAAACGGCAGACAGGCACAGUGAUUUCUCUCGGCUGGCCCGAGUCCUGACUGGAAACAGCAUCGCUCUGGUGCUUGGGGGUGGUGGAGCCAGAGGCUGCUCUCAUGUAGGUGUAAUCAAAGCUAUGGAGGAAGCUGGGAUUCCUAUCGACAUAGUGGGCGGGACCUCAAUCGGCUCAUUUAUUGGUGCAUUGUAUGCUGAGGAAAGGAGUGCAGUUAGAACGAAACAGAGAGCAAGGGAGUGGUCAAAGGCAAUGAACUCAGUAUUUAAAACAGUCUUGGACCUGACCUAUCCUAUCACCUCCAUGUUCUCCGGCUCCGCCUUCAAUGCCAGCAUCUAUAAAGUGUUUCAGGACAAACAAGCCGAGGACCUGUGGCUGCCAUACUUCAACGUCACCACUGAUAUCACAGCCUCUGCCAUGAGGGUUCACCAGGAUGGCUCUCUGUGGCGCUAUGUGCGAGCGAGCAUGACCCUCUCAGGGUAUCUGCCGCCUCUCUGCGACCCCAAAGAUGGCAACUUGCUAAUGGAUGGUGGCUACAUCAACAACCUGCCAGCGGACAUUGCAAGGAACAUGGGGGCCAGAACAGUCAUUGCUAUUGAUGUGGGUAGCCAAGAUGAGACGGAUCUCUGUAACUAUGGCGACUGCCUGUCUGGCUGGUGGUUGCUAUGGAAACGGAUCAAUCCCUGGGCAGAGAAAGUAAAGGUUCCAGACAUGGCGGAGAUCCAGUCUCGACUGGCCUAUGUGUCCUGUGUGCGUCAGCUAGAGGUAGUGAAGAAGAGUGCCUAUUGCGAGUACAUCAGACCCCCAAUUGACCGCUUCAAGACCAUGGACUUUGGCAAGUUUGAUGAGAUCUAUGAUGUGGGUUUCCAGCAUGGUAAACUGCUGUUCACUGGUUGGGCGCGUGGCGAUAUUAUCGAGAACAUGCUGAAAGAUCACCGCUCAGCCGACUACAACGACAGCAAAAGAACUGAUUCCUGCACGUGUCCAGGAGCAGACUUCACUGACCUUGCAGAGAUUGUAUCCAGGAUUGAACCGGUCCAAAGCUACGUAGCUGCAGAAGCCGAGGAGUCAGACUGUCUGACAGAGUACGAGGAGGAUGGCAUGGACACGGUGAGGGAGGAGGAGGGGGAGGAGGAGGAGGAAGAGGCAGAGGAUCCUGAGGAUCAUUCUCCAGGAGAGUGGGGCCAGAAUGGAGUCUUUCAAACUGAUGAAGAAAAAUCUGUGCGACAACGCAGAAAACUCACCAGUGACACAUCUGAGGUCUCUGACUGCUGACAGCGGCCCAUGGAGGAGGAGAGGGAGUUCAAACAAGAAGAAGGGGCAAAUUUGAGGUCCAUAGUUGUCUAGACUGAAGACCUGGACUCCACACUCAGCCCUGCAACUUCUGCAGCUGGCUUUAUCUGUUCACAUGCCAAUCCCACCAUCAAGAAAAUUUAUACCAGUUCUCAAAAAAGAGAGAUUUCUUAUUGAGAAGGGGUUUCCUCUCAUUGCUUUCACACAAAAGUGAAGCAUUGCUAGAAUUCCUGCCUGCCAAAACUGGUACUCCAAACACAACCAAUCAGGGACACUUAAGUCUUCACAUCCACUCUCGUAUUCGUCUGUUCCUAAAAACCUGAAGGGCCCAGACUCCACUUCCAGUUCAUGUCACUGCAUCUUUCUGUUUGUCUCUAAUGUUGGUUCUUUUUUGCACUCCUUGAUCAAUGUUUUUAUUGAUAAUGUGGUCCAUAAUUUGUCAUGUGUGCUUGUUGAGAUGAGUCCAUGUGUGAAGUGAGGUUGUGUGUGGUACAGAUGUGCAAAGCUUUGAUCAGGCAACUAACUUAAGAAUUAGAAACAUGUACAACAGUGCUGUAAAAGCUCUGUCAGUUCAGUUUAGAAGCUAAAUAAAGGGAGUCAUUAAGAAGGAAGAGUUGCUGCAUUUAGGACCAGUGUUUUGAAACACAACAUUUAAAGAGAAGCCUUGAAUGAUGAGGAUUUUGAAAUGCAGGUUUGAGAAAAUAAAGUUAGGAAAAAGUUGUGCUAAAAAAAAUUAAUAUGGACCAGAGAGGUGCUAUUUUAUUUAGAUUAAUUUUUAAUUCACAUACAGUUAAGAGUGUGCUGUAGACAGACUAAAGCUGACAGAGGGUGAAGAGAAAUGGGGAUGAAUGUCAUGAUUUCAGUGAGUGAGGUGACUGUAUUUGCAUGUGUGAAAGUUGUUUUGUUUGAGAUAAAGACGAUGCCUUUCAAUCAGUGUUCGAUCUACUCACAGUGAGCAGAGACUGAAGGAGAUUACGAUCAUUGACCAACACUACACAGCUAACCUGUGUGAUUUCACUCACAUAAAACACUCAAGGUUCCCGUGGACGGUAUUGUGUGUUUGGGUGUGAGAGACUGCACAUUGUAAAAACUCGCCAACAGGUAAACGUUAAAAAUAAUUUUGUCUGAGAUAAUACACAGACAUACUUCAAAAUGGGCAGAAAUUCACCUCAUGUAACUGUUAACACUGAAAUUAAUACAGACCUCUUGUAGAAAAUGUAACAAGAUAAUAUAAUAAUGUCAACCAUAUUAAUAUUGAUAUAUGUAUAUGAGGUGAAAAUUUGUAAGUUGAUGCUUUGCUGCAAAACAAGGGAACCUACACCUGAACAAAAAAAGGGUUUCCUCUUUGAAAAUCCUGUUCUCUUUUAUUUAUGUGUGUUAACUACUGGCUUUUUAAAAUGUUUUCUUUUAUUAUAGUAAGGGAGUGGGGAUUGUCUAAUUUAAAUAACUUGGCUUUAGCUGUUUUGCACUGAAAUAUUUGAAGUAUUCUCUGCUCAGAUGAUGUUUGGUUUAUUCAUUGCCAACUUCCUUGAGAUUUCAAGGGAACCUACAGAAACAGAUGAUAAUUUAAUACGCAUAUUGGAAAAUAAAUAGA